UUUUAGAUUUAAAACUCUUAUAUUUAAUUGUACUUUAAUACAUUAAUUACAAUGCCGAACUGUCUUGUAAAAGAGCGCAAGCCGAUGGUUCCUUUAAAAACGCUGGAUAUAAUAUUCAGGCGCCGCUAUGUUCCCAAUACCCAACAUUAUUUUGCUAAUCGCAAACAUGCCGUGGAUAAGGAGAUGAAGAAACCGAUGAAACCAUUUCGUGUACCAAGGUCUGAGAAACUGCUCUCGUACAUAAAGUACAGUGAUCGUAAGGAGAAAGUCGUCUCUAAGGCAAGAUUAGCCCAACCACUGUUCUUAAAAGAUAAUCUAAGAAUAGCGGCAACAAGGGAUAUUUCCAAAAGGCUUUAUAUAGAAGAACCCCCAGACGACAUACGAGCAGUUGUAGAAAUUCAUCCUGAAUUUUAUACAGUCAUUGAAGGCCGGCCGUUAAGAUGCUUUGAUGACAUAAAAGUUUAUUUAAAUAAUAUUCGCUGCUAUGCUAUGUAUCGCCAACAAAUCGGUUACCGCCGAGAUCUAAUCCUCAAGAUAGAGAAAAGCGAUGUUGAAGAAUCUGAGCACUAUGAAAAAAUAGUCGAUAAACUUAAGCAACACAUAAAGAAUUUCCAAACAUUUCUUACUGAAGAUUAUAAAAAGGCGUGUUUAAAAGUGGCAAUAGCAGAGAAAGUUUAUAAUGACUUGGUUGCAAAAAACUCAGAGUUUCUUGGCUACGUUUCGUCCCUGACGAUAUUAAACAAUAUAUUGUUUAAGUUAGAUGCUAUACGAGGAAUAUUGAAGACGUACAGAAGCUACUUGAUGUUUGUUGCACCUCUGUCAUGGAGACAACAAAAUGACGAAACCCUAAGAGGCAGGGUUAUGUCUAUUCAGUUCGAAGCUGGUGAGUUUGCUACGGACAAUGAUUUAGUUGAAUCACUAGACAUUGAAAAAAUGGUAGAGGUUGCUAAGAUUGAACUGAGAAACCCUCUCCCUCCUUGUUUGUAUUUUAAUAACCCUGAACAGAUGAUUUAUCUAUUCCGAACGAUGGAAUUACAAAGUCGAGAGUAUUUGAUACAGCUGGCAAAAACUGAUGGUCCUAAUAGAUCAUUACGAGAUCGAAUUAAAAAACUUAAACUGGCGACACAACAAGAACUCGAUUAUUUCCAGUAUUAUAUUGAUAACAUACACCACGAAAUAUCUAGAGAAUCGUUUAAUGAACAACACUUACAGGAAAAGUUUUUUAGGAUCUUGAAUGAACCAUUCUAUGACAGUAUUGCCAGUCCUGCAACAUUGAAACUGAAAAUAUGUAUAGAAUAUGUAUACGAACAGGUUUUUGGGAAGUGUGAAGAAGGUCACCAUAGUCUUCAAGACCCAUUAAAGAUACUUGAAGUUAUGUACGAGGAGUACAACUUACGCUUAGAUGCUUUAGAUUUCAAAAUUGUUAAUCAAGCACGAAAUGACUUUUUUGCUCAAGAUUUAAGAAUGAUGCAGAAUGCGUACAAAGCUCAAAGAGAACUAAGAGCUUUUAGAGAAAUGACAAAUGCUAUGAAUAAAGCGUUUUUGCCACCAGCCAAAUACACAAGACCAGUUAUAAGGAAGUUUUUGGAUAAAAAGAGUUUAAAAGCUCUCAUGAUAGCUGAAAAGAAGAAAAAUGAAAUGUUGAGUGGAGAACGUGCCAAACGUAAGAGAUACAAACUAUCUGCGGAAGAACGUGAGGGAUUAAUACUGUUUACAGAAUGGUGCGAUGGUCUGAAUCCAGCGCCCUUUUUAAAGGACUAUUAUGAAUAUGCUAAGCCAAUAUUCGAAGGCACUGGGUCUAUGACUUAUGUAAGGGAGUAUUAAAUAAACAUUUACAAGGGUUUGUAUUUUCAAUUCUUAUUAUUAUUAUUUGUAUUCGGAAUUGUUUAUUGAACAUUUUGUUUUAUUACUUAUAGAGAAUUAUAGAUUGUUGAAAGGUAAUUAAAUCUUUAUGUAAUUUAUUUGA
Molecule: messenger RNA, 1966 nt
Organism: Trichoplusia ni (cabbage looper)
Lineage: Eukaryota; Metazoa; Arthropoda; Insecta; Lepidoptera; Noctuidae
Exons: 1
Coding region: 52-1824 (590 amino acids)
Source: RefSeq, a predicted model, not a curated record